GUCUUUGUCAUCGGGUCUGGCCCUACUCGCCCCUGAAAAAGUCAUCACUACCAAAGUGAUUCCUCAGAGUGAGCACACCUUCCACCCUGAGGCCUUACUGAUCCUCUGUGUGGCAGAUGUGACCAGUUCCUUGAUCCAAGCUUUGCAAGGCGCCGAGUCCAACCUCAACGCCAUUGAGAACGACCAGCGAUGGGCAACUUGUCAGGCCAACCAGAGAGAUUGGAACUGUCAGAGAGUUCG
Messenger RNA from Perkinsus marinus ATCC 50983, 240 nucleotides. RefSeq lists its product as hypothetical. The transcript has a single exon. The annotation marks the transcript as partial. Lineage: Eukaryota; Perkinsozoa; Perkinsida; Perkinsidae. The record is from RefSeq and is a predicted model, not a curated record.